AUGCCAAAUGUGGGCCUGCUGCUGCUGCUGCUACUACUGCUCGUUCUGCUCCUCGCUUUUGCUUACGUGGGCGGUCAGAAGUUGUACCAGUUGGCGAGGGAGGGGCAGAGCUUGGAGCUGCCGGCGCGGCCGGUCACCAUCAGCAGCCUGCGGGUGUGGCGCUCAGAGACAAAUCCGCAAGAAGUGAACUUUUACGUGGCGUGCAGCAAGGGGACGUACAUUCGGUCCCUGGCGUACGACAUGGGACGAGCGUUGGGUACGGCAGCGCAUCUGGUUGCGCUGCGCCGCGAGGCGCCUUACAAGGCCUCCAGGCAGGCGGGCCAUGGAGGGAGCUGGGAGGGCUGCUAG
Volvox carteri f. nagariensis is the source of this 348-nucleotide messenger RNA. RefSeq lists its product as uncharacterized. Gene Ontology annotation, molecular function: RNA binding; pseudouridine synthase activity. Gene Ontology annotation, biological process: mRNA pseudouridine synthesis; tRNA modification. Gene Ontology annotation, cellular component: mitochondrion. The transcript is spliced from 4 exons. Bases 1 to 348 code for a protein of 115 amino acids. The record is from RefSeq and is a predicted model, not a curated record. NCBI's taxonomy places the organism in Eukaryota, Viridiplantae, Chlorophyta, Chlorophyceae, Chlamydomonadales, Volvocaceae.